GCUCCGAUUCUUGUUUGUGUUUCUUUGUGGUUGAAACACUGACCUCCAAACUUCACUGUCUUUAAUACUGAUAUGCUCACUAAAAUAAGUAUUGGGAGAGAGGGUUUCAUAUUUUAACAUUAUUUAUUUAUUUUACAGUUUGAAACAACAAUUCGCUCUAAAAUACUCCAUCCAGAAUAAGUUUUGGAAAACGAGUGUAAUUAAAGGUAAAGUCUUUUAUGUCAUGACAAAAUAAAUAAAUACAGAAACACACUAAAGUACAACACACUAUAUAAAAGGUAACGCGGUUGUUGUUAUUUUGAACCGAGAGACCGGAAGUCCUGUUUUUCACCUUCUAGCUUCACUCCGGUCAGACUGCGAUUAUUCACACAGCUAUACUUUUGAAGAGGAAUGCAGCGUCGUAGCGACUCGUAGCCAAACGAACUUGAAUCCCAAGGGGUUAUCGUUCCAGUCAGAACACCAUGGCUGGCUUCAGACAAGAGGAUGUUGAGUUGUAUUAUGAAAUGGAGGAGGAGCUGGGCAAUGGACAAUUUGCCAUCGUUCGUAAGUGUAAAGAAAAGAGCACGAGUAUCGAGUACGCGGCCAAGUUCAUCAAGAAGCGCCGACUGUCGUCCAGCCGGCGGGGGGUGAGCCGCGAGGAGAUCGAGCGCGAAGUCAACAUCCUGCGGGGGAUCCAACACAGCAACAUCAUCACCCUGCACAACAUCUUUGAGAACAAGACCGACGUGAUCCUGAUCCUGGAGCUGGUGUCCGGGGGAGAGCUGUUUGACUUCCUGGCUGAGAAGGAGUCUCUGACAGAGGAGGAGGCCACGCAGUUCCUCAAGCAGAUCCUGGAUGGCGUUCAGUACCUGCACUCCAAACGCAUCGCUCACUUUGACCUCAAGCCUGAGAAUAUCAUGCUGCUGGACAAGAACGUCCCGAACCCCAGGAUCAAGCUGAUUGAUUUUGGGAUCGCGCAUCAAAUCAAAGCAGGAAACGAGUUCAAGAACAUUUUUGGAACGCCGGAGUUUGUCGCUCCAGAAAUAGUGAACUAUGAGCCACUGGGCCUGGAGGCAGACAUGUGGAGCAUCGGAGUCAUCACAUACAUACUCCUGAGCGGCGCUUCGCCUUUCCUGGGCGAGACCAAGCAGGAGACCCUGACCAACAUCUCGGGCGUCAACUACGACUUCGACGAAGAGUAUUUCAGUAACACCAGUGAGCUGGCAAAGGACUUCAUACGCCGCCUGCUGGUCAAGGAUCCCAAGAAGAGAAUGACAAUUGAUGACAGCCUUGAGCACCCCUGGAUUAAGGUUAUUAAGAGGCGAAAUGUCCGCCAGGAGGAGAGAGACCACAAGACUGAGCGCCGCCGCCUGAAAACCACUCGUCUGAAGGAGUACACCAUCAAGUCGCACUCCAGCAUGCCGCCCAACAACACGUACGUCAACUUUGAGCGCUUCUCCCAGGUCCUGGAGGAGAUCGCGGCCGCAGAGGAGGGCCUGAGGGACCUGGAGCUCAACCAGCGCUCGUGCCGGGAGGACGUGGCGGCGCUGUUGUCCAUCUACGAGGAGAAGGAGUGUUGGUACAAGGAGGAGAACCAGAGCAUCUGCAGCGACCUGAGCCACAUCCGCCAAGAGCUCCAGCGCGCUCAAGCCCAGCGCAAGAAGAGCCAGGAGGAGGCGCGGCUCACCAUGCAGGCCGCCAACAUCCUCAAGCGCAAGUACGGGCGCCUGGAAAACCGCUACGAGGUCCUGGCCGAGCAGGUGGCCUCGGAGGUCCGCUGGGUGGAGGAGCUGGUCAAGUCCAUAUCGGCGGAGAAGGACGGCCUCGGCAGCAUGCCCUGAGCCGGGCUGAGGCCAACAAUGACUCCUUGAUUCUCAAGUGUCCUCCUGCCGGUUCGAGGGGUCAGCUGGCGACGUGAGCUGUGCUGCUGCUGCCCAUCGGGGGAAAUGGUCCACCUUUUUUUUAUGUCACGCUUCAGAGAACCAGCAAGAAGCUCAGAGGUAAAAUGUUGAACCCAUUCCAGUUUCGUUCCUCCGUUUUUAUAAAUUCAUUUACCUUUUUUUUAUUUUUUAUUUUUAAAACCUUUUUUUACCUUAUGGUUAAGGGACGCAUAAUUUCAAGUUUGCCACUAUAUUGGCUUUUUUAUUUCACAAUUUUCCUUAUCCUGGAUUUCUUUUUUAUUUGUAGUUUUUUCUGUAAUUACAUCCGAGUGUCUUAGUGCUGUGAGACGUCUGCUCACCUGCUCAGACCGUUGUGUGAGAGAACGCCAAUAUCCAGCUUAUAGUUUCAGGUUUGUUCAUUUAUCCGUUUACAUUUCCGAUUAGAGUGCAGCUCACAUUAUUGUGUCAAACUACAAAGGAUUCAACAAUUGUAAAGAUUUUGGUUAAUGUAUUAUUUUACAAAUCUGUCAUUACCUAAUUAUGUCUUCAAAAAAAUCUUGGGAACGUUUCCUGGAAAGAACGAGUUUAUUUAAUUUAUUAUUGUCUUCGAGAGGAAUUCCCAUAAAUUACUUUACUCCAUGUAAAUAUGUAUUCACUAGUCAGUCAUUAUUGAAAAUGGUAUACUCCACAUACACUUCAUUGAAUCCAUGUCUUACCUGUCCAACUCACCCCUCUAUAAUCGACACUCGAUGACUUGGUUCUUUCCUGGAAACCGCCUCGGAAAUUAUUCGGAAAUGAUAUAAAUUCACAGACCUCUACAAAUAAAGCGCCCCCAUAUUUUGAAUGUAUAAACUCGUCUUCGCGGUGCCUGUUAACUGAUCGACCGUAUCUCCUCUGCGAGCACUCAUCCGUCAUGGAGUAUAUAUGACGUCUCUAUCACAUUGAUAUUGCUCUUUUCUUACACUUUUGCACAGUAGCCUUGUAAACCAAAUAGUGUGCAUGGGAACCUUCCUCUAUAUCCGGUUAUUCUCUAUAUCCUGUCAUUUUACUCUUGUUUCUGUUUUCGUUCUGACCAUCUCUGCAAGCAUUCCACUGAUGAGUAAAUAUAUAAAUCAUAAUAAAUAACUUAUAUCCAUGCAGUACAUUCCCCAUGUCUUGAGUAGGCGGCGUACGAUACAGCUGGUCCUAUUCUUCAGUAGAGAAAUUGCACUUAGAAGAUUAUGGAAGUGUUUUAAACUCUUAAUUUUUAGUCUGUCUCUAAAGUGUCAUCUGAAAUGCUUGUUUCAAAUAAACAAAGUUAUUCCUGUAAUUCAA
Messenger RNA from Pseudoliparis swirei, 3173 nucleotides. RefSeq names its product death-associated protein kinase 3 (gene dapk3). Gene Ontology annotation, cellular component: cytoplasm; nucleus. The transcript has 9 exons. The record is from RefSeq and is a predicted model, not a curated record. Gene Ontology annotation, molecular function: ATP binding; protein serine/threonine kinase activity. NCBI's taxonomy places the organism in Eukaryota, Metazoa, Chordata, Actinopteri, Perciformes, Liparidae. Gene Ontology annotation, biological process: intracellular signal transduction; positive regulation of apoptotic process; protein phosphorylation. Bases 462 to 1820 code for a protein of 452 amino acids.